Molecule: messenger RNA, 984 nt
Organism: Strongyloides ratti
Lineage: Eukaryota; Metazoa; Nematoda; Chromadorea; Rhabditida; Strongyloididae
Product: Lipase EstA/Esterase EstB family-containing protein
Exons: 2
Coding region: 1-984 (327 amino acids)
Biological process (GO): lipid catabolic process
Molecular function (GO): lipase activity
Source: RefSeq, a predicted model, not a curated record
AUGAAAUACUUUUUAAAAUCAACACUAUUAUUACUGAUAUUAAAUCAUUUUAAAGUAUCAACUUCCGUAAAAGGACCUUUUACAGAAGAUUUUAGGAAAUGGUUAAAUAAUAAUGGUUAUAGUGAAUAUGACUUUCCUAAAUUAAUGUUUGGUACUUCUGGUUCAUAUGGUGGUAAAAUAACUACAAAUGAAACUAUACAAAAUAUACCAAUUAUAUUUAUACAUGGAAAUUCUGAUUCUGCAUUGAAUGCUGGUACCUCAACAACUACUGGAUGGAGUAAAAAUAUUGAAUAUUUUAUUUCUAAUGGUUAUAAAUCUGGAGAGUUAUAUGCAUUAACAUGGGGUGAUAGAGAUCCUUUGACAGCCUCAUUAAAAGUACAUGACUGUGAAACUGUAAUACGUUUAAGAAAAUUUAUUGAAGCUGUUUUAAAUUAUACUAAAUCACCUAAAAUUAAUAUUAUAUCACAUUCAAUGGGUGUAACACUUGGUAGGAAAGCUAUACAAGGUGGUAUAUUAUUAGAAUAUCUUGGAACAUCUUGUGAUAUUGGAAAAUCUAUAAAUGAUAAAAUUGAUAUUUUUAUUGGUAUAUCUGGUGCAAAUUUAGGUUUAUGUAAUUGUGAAGGAUACUCUUCAACAAUAUCACCAACCUGUAAUCCUAUUAAUGGACUUUAUCCAGGAAAUUUUUGUGGAUUAAAUGUUGCUGUUUGCGGAAUAAAUCCUCUUCCAUUUCCAUGUUCAAGUGUAAUAUAUAGUAACUUUCUAACAACAUUAAAUAAUAAUCUUACACCAGAAGCGUCAACUAUUUUCUCUUUAUGGUCAAAGAAUGAUGAUAUUAUAAUGUAUUUUGAUUAUGUAUGGGGAAAACCAACUAGUCUAAUACCAAACAGUAUAAAAAAAGUAGUUUAUGGAUUAACACAUAUGGAAACAAAAGAAAAUACUUUAGAUAUACAAUAUCAAAUGAUAACUAAAAGGGAAAUAGAUUAA